AUGGGAGAGGUGAAAGUAGACGACGAUGCGAUUCUAAAAUCCUUCUUCGCCGAGGUCGGUGAGGUUGAGAGGGACAACGAAGUCGUCAGGAUUCUCUCAUGCUUCAAGCUGAACCCGUUUGAGCAUCUAAACCUAUCUUUUGAUUCUUCCACCGAUGACGUUAAAAGGCAGUACAGAAAGAUAUCUUUGAUGGUUCAUCCUGACAAAUGCAAGCAUCCACAAGCACAGGAGGCUUUUGGAGCAUUGGCUAAAGCGCAACAGCUACUGCUUAACGACCAAGAAAGGGGUUAUAUUCUCACGCAAGUACAUGCUGCGAAAGAAGAGCUUAAGAUGAAGAGAAAGAAACAGUUGAAGAAAGAUACCGCCUCCAAAAUAAAGUCCCAGGUUGAUGAGGGAAAGCAUGAGCAAAUAUAUGAGCAAUCUGAAGAGUUUCAGAAGGAGCUUAAGUUAAAGGUCCGAGAGAUAUUAACAGACCAAGAGUGGCGUAGGAGAAAAAUGGCAAUGAGGAUAUCAGAAGAAGAGGGAAGACUGAAAAAGGAUGAAGCAGAACAAAAGGAGAUAUGGAAGAAAAAGCGCGAGCAUGAAGAACAGUGGGAAGGGACGAGAGAAAAAAGGGUAUCAAGCUGGAGAGACUUCCAGAAAGGAGGAAAGAAGGCCAAAAAGGGAGAGACGCGUCCUCCAAAACUGAAGACAGAGGAUCCGAAUAAGUCGUACGUUCAAAGGCCGGUCAAGAAAGGCUGA
Microthlaspi erraticum is the source of this 741-nucleotide messenger RNA. The record is from the annotation of a GenBank genome assembly. Lineage: Eukaryota; Viridiplantae; Streptophyta; Magnoliopsida; Brassicales; Brassicaceae.